UUCUCCACGGACUGGACGCUAGGGAAGCAUCAAGCUUGAUUGAAUCACAUAGCCUAUGCUACAAUAACGAGACGGCUAUUCGUCCGUUUAUCCUCAGAAGCAAGCCGUGCAUUUGAGCUGUGGAGGGGAGAUGUCGGCCAUGUACAAAGACGACCAGGAUGACUGGAUGACCGUCUGCCUCAAAUACCUCCUCUUCGUCUUUAACGUCCUCUUCUGGGUUGGUGGAGCGGCGGUGAUGGGCGUGGGCAUCUGGACCCUGAUAGACAAGAGUGACUACCUGAGCCUGCUGGCCUCCAGCACCUUCGCCGUGUCCGCCUACAUCCUCAUCCUGGCCGGGGCCCUGGUCAUGGUCACGGGCUUCCUGGGCUGCUGCGCCGUCAUCAGGGAGCAGAGGAGCUGCCUGUCCACGUAUUUCUGCUGUCUGUUAUUGAUCUUUCUCAUAGAGCUGGUGGCAGGAGUCCUGGCCUACGUGUAUUACCAGAGGCUCAGUGAGGAGCUGAAGCAGCACCUGAAUGAGACCAUGACAGAGAACUACGCCCAGCCAGGGAAAGAGGCCAUCACCCUGGCCGUGGACAGACUACAGCAGGACUUCAAGUGCUGUGGCAGCAACAACUCGUUUGAUUGGCUGCAUAGUGUGUACAUGACCUCGGCGGUGUCGGAGGGCAGGGUGGUCCCGGACAGCUGCUGUAAGACCAUCACCACCCUCUGUGGCCGCAGAGACCACCCCUCCAACAUCUACAAGACUGAGGGUGGCUGCAUCACCAAGCUGGAGCAGUUCCUGGCUGACCACCUGCUGAUCAUUGGAGCUGUGGGGAUAGGAGUGGCCUGUCUACAGAUCUGUGGGAUGGUGUUCACAUGCUGCCUACACAGAAGGAUUAAGUUGGAUCCUUAUUGAAUCCUACCAUCAAGCCCCCCAACACCAUCCUGCCUCAUGGCCCAGGGAGCAACGAUGCCUGCUGAACACUCAACCUUGACCUCUAACCCCUCCUGACCGCUGAACCUUACGAUCCAACCCUGCCUGGACCCUCCUGGAUCCUUCUGCACCCCUGCCUUGGCUUGGAUGCAUGCACAGCCCCCCCCCCCGCCUCUCUCAAAGACCAGGUCAAUGAAGAAGAGAUGAUUUGGUAUUUUGAUAUUGUUCUUUUCUGUAGUAAGCCUACUGCUGUUUAUGUAAGGUAGUUCUUACUCUAUGUUCUCAAUACAGUCAAAUCCUUACUGCAGAUUUCACAGUUCCACACAACUGGAAGGCAAACCGAAGUGGUUGUGACUGAGAAUCAAGUGUACUGUACACACUCUCAUGGUGUUGCUGCUUACGAAGGGUUAUUCAAUUAGUGCUAUAUCCAGUGUGUCACGGAUGUGGCCCACAAUGUGCCUCUGUCAUCCUUUUAUCACACAUUCUUUGAUAGCAGUGUUACACCAAUUUAAUGGUUCACCACAAAGGGAAUCCCAUGGUCAUCGAUGUUUGAUCUACGUCACAAAGAAAAACAGUCAUGAGUUGAUUGAUAUCCACAGAAUAAUCAAGCAGAUAUUGGGAAAACCCGUUGAUGUGUAUAUAGAUGAUAACUAAACUUGAUAUGAAUGAAAAUAGCACUAAACGCUGCUAAGAGUAACGUUGCACCUAACAUUUCUGUAUGUGUUGCCUCCGUAGUUUGACUAACAAAUCUGGUUCUGUGUUGUAUGCUUUGCUAAAGGUGUUGAUAUCGGCGAAGUCGCCUUUCUUGCAGUACCAUAUAAACCUACCACUCAUCUUUCAAUCCCAGGACCCAUUGACUUGUUUUACGACCACUUUUAUUAUGCUGGAGAAACAUGUUGUCAUUUACCACUGAUACAGGGUCAGAUAUUUCUCUGUCACCCUACUGGUUAAGAUUAGGAUUCAGGGGUUAUGGGUAACUUCUAGUUGAACAGGAGAGGUUUGAACUGUCAUGAGUCUGUCCUCUCCUCUGGUGUGGGUUAGGAUCCCCAUCCAGUGGUAGAUAUUGGUAUAUACUCCUGUGCAGCGCUCCUGUAGUAUUCUGUGUAAGUUUGCAAAAUUCUGGGAGAACUUUCAAUAAAUUCCCUGGUUUUCCAGAAAUCCUGUUUGGGGGAUUCCGGAUUUCCUGCUUAUUCCCUCCUGAUUCCAGGAUCCCUCCAACCGAGAUUUCAGGAAAACCAGGGAAUUUAUUGAACGUUCCCGAAAUUUUGCAACCCUAUUUCUGUCUGAUUGGUUGUGGAGCAGCCAGGCAUCCUUGCAUCGACUACUGCUUUUAAAGACUAACUACAUUCCUCUGAAGGCAGGAGAUAUAUUUACAUUUUAUUGUUUACUACGACUUAGAAAAUGUCUGACACAUUUCCACGAGAGGACACUUUCAAAGAGAGCGUUCAUUGGCUUGACUAUUGUCAAGGACACAUUCAAAUAGUAUUGGUUGUCCAUUACCAAGAUAGGACACUGGUCAUUGUUUUUUAGGAGUACUGGUAAUUCAGCUGACAAAUUCCAGUUGAUACAAUGACAACAAUCCUUUUCAAAGUUGUAUGGAUGUUUUGCUGUUAUUCCAAGAGAUGAAGACAUACAGAUGGUAUUUUAUCUAUUCCUCCAAGUGACCAACAGAAAGCUGUUCUUGUUGUUCAUGUAUUUUUCUAAUCUAAAUGGGUCAAAAUAUGAUAUAACAUUGUAGUAUGCAUAAUAUAAAAUAUAUAAUAAAACAUAUACGAUGUGA
Messenger RNA from Salmo salar (Atlantic salmon), 2693 nucleotides. The record is from RefSeq and is a predicted model, not a curated record. Lineage: Eukaryota; Metazoa; Chordata; Actinopteri; Salmoniformes; Salmonidae.